Chlamydomonas reinhardtii is the source of this 873-nucleotide messenger RNA. RefSeq lists its product as uncharacterized. The transcript is spliced from 3 exons. Lineage: Eukaryota; Viridiplantae; Chlorophyta; Chlorophyceae; Chlamydomonadales; Chlamydomonadaceae. Gene Ontology annotation, cellular component: mitochondrion. The record is from RefSeq and is a predicted model, not a curated record. Bases 147 to 458 code for a protein of 103 amino acids.
AUUACAGACACCUAAUUUCACAGAUAACCAAACCAACUUAGAGGAAACCACCACCAUCCUUUGCACUCUCCUUCCUGCGACCUCCUGUCUUUUUCUCCCGGCGCCCUAGUCACAUCGGCGCCUUUUAGAUAGAGAGAGACGGCGUCAUGAGCGCGGCCAGCCCGCCUGGCGUGCUGCACCUGUAUCGCCACAUCCUCAAGGCCGCCAAAUACUUCCCCAGCAAGAAGCGGACCUCCAUCAUCCGGGAAAUCAAAGAAGAGUUCCGCUCAAAUAAGACGCUGUCUGACCCGGACCGCAUCGCGCACUGCCGGGUGCUUGCAGAGCGCGGGCUGUCAGACCUGCAGGCCUACGUGCCAGCCGGCGCUGGGGCCGGCGCCGGGGCGGGCGGGCACACGCACUCCAUGUUGGGAGGCGACAUCUCCAUUACGCUCAAGGGCGCCACCACCCAGAGCUGGUAGUGAGUGGCAGUGUGCUCAAGUGCAAGGUGGGAGGAGGGCAGUGUGUGGAGCUGGGGGGGGGAGGUUGCUUCGAGAUUGUUGAGGCAGGCUGACACGGCAGCAGUGAGACGCGACGGCUGUGGAGCAGUAGCCCGCACCUGCGCCGGCGCCGAGGUUACGAAGGGGUGCGCAAAUGCAUGUCGAGUUCAGCAGUUGUGAAUCGUAGGCGGGGGCGCGGGGCUGGGAAGUGAGGACGAGAGAACCUAGUUGCGGGUAUUGGAAGUUGGCGCGGCUGCUGCUGAUGUAGUCUGGCUGGGCGAAGUGCUCAAGCGUGGCCAACAUGCUCAACGGUUGGACUUGGCAUGUCGCCUUCGAUUUGGUGUUCGCAAGCAUAUCAAGUCCGAGUCAUGGCCAAAUGAUGUAAACAAAUAUAUCA